Molecule: messenger RNA, 1020 nt
Organism: Mycena indigotica
Lineage: Eukaryota; Fungi; Basidiomycota; Agaricomycetes; Agaricales; Mycenaceae
Exons: 3
Coding region: 7-1020 (337 amino acids)
Molecular function (GO): protein binding
Source: RefSeq, a predicted model, not a curated record
AUCACUAUGGGCAAUGACCAAAGCAUGCCCACACCAGCUUCGUUGCUGGACGACUUCCAACGCGGAGCCGAUCAAGGACAAGCUUUCGGUGGACCUACGUUCUUCCAAGAUAACGCGCGAGCCAAUGAGCUCAAGGACGAGGCGAAUGCUCUAUUCAGGGCCCGGGACUUUGACGGGGCGCUUGCGGCCUACACAGACAUCAUCAAUACCUACGACGACCGCGUUAUGAUUGACACCAUCCGAACAAUACGCUGCAACCGGGCAGCGUGUUUUCUGAAUCUGGGCGACCAGCGAUUUGACAGCAAUGCAACUGCUACAACGAAAGAUGAGGCGAGGAGGCUGAAUGCGGCCGCGGCAGAAGCGUACCAGGGAUGUGUGGACGACUGCAACAUCGUUGUCUUGUUUUUGGGCUCGGAGAGUGUGACAGAGAAAGCGAAACUCAGGCGAAAACUGGCAACAAAGGGGUUAAACGACAUCGACGCGCUGCGCAAGGCUGCAGAUCCCACCUACCCGGGACGACCGAAGUACGAUGUGGAUGAACGACGAAGACAGCAAAUGCAGGAGAGCAGCGCUCUGGCAGCCAAAUUCGUUGACAAAACUGUCCGCGAGGAACAUCGCCCCUUUGAAUACGCCGUCCGUCGGGAGUAUGAUGACGAAGAAUACGUUUCAAUGCGGGAUAUGGUCCCAAUCAGCCUUAUGCGAGGGCCAAGAAGCGAAGAAGAAAAAGACUCGUUUGACGCCAAGCUAGGCGCGUUCGUUCGCAAAAUCGUCACAGCUCACGAGCCCGAACUCAUGUCGACAUCGGACUGGAAGUGUUUUGUUUGCAACGAGAAAGCGACCACCUGGCUGCAUGCCCCUAUCGCAAACUUGGAGUCGUUUUACCCAAUCAUCAACGACUAUGGCCGGCCGAUAUGCCACAAGCGUGGUCGCUGUGCAGAAACUGCAAAAACAGAUAUGAAGAAAGAACAAGUAACCAUGAUGGAGGAAGGAGUUUGGAUUGAGACGCAUGAGGAUCAGUAG